UUUGUACCUGAUUGUACAUUUGUAUGUAUGUUAUAAAGUUAUAAAUAUAAUAUAUGUAUAUAUAUAUAUAUAUAUAUAUAUAUAUAUGUGCACAAGAAACGAAAAUCUACAAGAAUGCAUUGAGUAUUCACUAUGUAUUUAUUUACGUUUAUUCCACAUUACUUUCAUAAAGUAUGCGCAUCCUGAAUAUACUUCAUAGACGUGCGAAUUAUUACGGCUGCUCAAAUAUGAAAUGCAUAUGCUUUUUAUCACGCUAAUUAAAUCGUCCACAGACAGCUGCAGUCUCCUAUAGAUUACGCUUUGUACAUUUUCGAUAAUGAACUAUGUAUAAACUGGAAAACAAUUAAUAAAGGAAAAAAUAUUCUCUCUUAUUCUUUUUGCAGAAAGAAAAGAUUGUAGGUUUUGAAGUGUUAAUGUAAAGAAGAGGAAGAGGAAACAGAAGAAGAGGAGGAGAAGAAGAAGGAGAGGAAGAAGGGAAGAAGAAGCAGAAGAAGAAGAAGAAAUAGUAUAUUAACUUAAUAAGGAAUAUAAUAUUUGGAUAGGAAAAAAAUGACUGCAACGUUCCUCCAUGUUCCAUCGUCUCAGAAAGCCAAUAAAACUUUUCUCGAUUUUGCAGAGCGUUUUUUUAACGUUCAUGUAGCAAAUUCUUCGUCUCCCAUAACGAAGACAGUUAGUGCCGUAAGAAGAAAGUCAACAAGCGAUAUCGUUGCGAUAAGGGAUAUGGUUAGGUAUACGAAACAGGCGACAAUUAGUACUUCUCUCAUCCACUUUAAGAGCGAACAAAUUAUUAAUCUAGCUUGCUCGGCGUUUAAGGAUAUCUGCAAAAUUGUGAGAGGGGAAACGAGACCGGACCAAGAGGAUUACAUUCUGCGCUCAAUUUUUGAACAAUGCUUCAAGUACGAUGAAUUAACGGAUGAAAUAUUCUGCCAAUUAGCUAGACAAACCAAUGGCUGUCCCAUUGAUGACUACCUAAUCAAAACGUGGGAUAUAUUCGCUAUAACGUCAUCUGUCCUUAGGCCUAGCGCUACCUUAUUAGAGUAUCUUAAAAACUACGUAUCAGCCGCCUGCAAAGCUCCUGGAAAGAUUGGAGAGUACGCAAAAAUAAUAAAAAGAUGUUUGGGGAAAGAAAGAAUUAGACCGAAAAGGACAAUAGGUCCGUCAACUCUUGAAGUAGAGUCAAUUAGAAAUUUGCAACCUCUCCUACUUAAAGUUCAUUUUUACGAUGGAAAGACGAAAGCUUUGGCUUUAGAUUAUACCGAUACGGUUCUAAAUACUAUUAAAAAAAUCCGCGAAAAGAUUAAUCUCAAGUCUCUAGAAGGCUGGGCGUUGUACGAGGAAAAAGUAAUCGAUCAUCAUCAGCGCCAUCUACAGGACGAUGAAUUCAUCACCGAAAUUGUUGGAGCUUGGCAACAACAAGGCAGUGCUGCAAGUUCUAAAACUGCAUCGCCAGUUUAUCAGUUAUCUUUAACAAACGCCUCUCAUCGAUUAAUAUUUGCAAAGAGGAUAAUAACUACAAUUCCGGACAUUGACUGUGAUCCAGUAGAAUUACAUUUUCUAUAUUCUCAAGCUGUUUAUCACACGGUUGAUGAUGACGAAUAUCAAUUACCAUCGUCCACAUGUAUCCAAUUAGCAGGACUUCAUGCUCAGGUUUUGCACGGGGACUACGAAGAAGAGAAUAUAUUUAGAUAUACGGAAGUUGAUUCUUUCCUCUGUAAAAGAGUUUUAGAUUCGGAGGCUAGGAAUUGGCCUUUGGAAAUUUCUCUUGCUCAUAAGAAAUUCGGCAAUGGAAAGAAAAAACACGAGGCGCAAAUACGUUACUUAAGCCUAGCAAGUCAAUUUCCUCUAUUUGGCUCUAAUCACUUUCUAGCUUAUUAUAAAGGUUAUUGGAUACUGGGAUUAGAGAUACUGAUAGCAGUUAAUAAAGAUGGAAUUAAAUUUAUAUCUCUCCAACAAACUGAAAUGUUCCAAGAUAUCGCUUAUAUGGAAUUGGAAAGCGUCAUAGGUGAUACAGAUAAUAGAACUAUAACGUUCCUACUAAAGAAUUGCGUGGCUGGUAAACAGAAGUGUUUUGUUUUCGAAUUAAAUGAAUUAAAAGGUGUUUGUCAAUUAAUUGAUACAUUUUUGCCUAAUCUCAUUGUAUGGGAGAAAAGCUUCCAGGAUAAUAAAUCAGAAUAUGAUUGGUUAAAAUUAAAUGAAGAGACAGAUCUCUGUAGAAAGAAAUUAGUACAAACUGGUACGGCUAGAUUAGUUAGGGAGAGUGGAAUCGGUUUUUUUAGAAGCGCAAUACGAAGAUUGAGUAGGAGAUCAUCUGAAAAAUUACCAACAAUGCAAGAUUCACCUAAGAAAGAUGAAUCACCUGUUAGAAAUUCCGAUUCGAACCAGAAUGAUAUAUUACCUACAAAACGAGAUUGUUGGACAUUUACUAAAAAUCCAUUACGUCAAAGCAUAACCAAAUUGGACGGUGAUUUGGAGGAGGAAGCACUUCAAAUUUUUACAUGGCUGCUAAUGUACUCUGGGAUAGAAUCUGCCUCCGCUUUAGAGGAUAACGAACCUUUUUCUCUUGUACAAAAAAUUCUUAGCGAAAUAAUGCAGAAUCAUCAUUUAUGCAAUGAAUUAUACCUGCAAUUAAUCAAACAAACAAUGACAAACAAUCCAGAGAGUUUCUCUAAAGUUUUGUCCAAAUUUUGGCAUUGUCUUAUAGCAUUAAUAUGUGUUAGAACACCUGCAAACGAUUUAAUUGAAGAAUAUUUACGUUUACACCUGCAAAGAUGCUCUAUUCAUAAGCAUUUGGAAGAAGGUCGUUUUGCUUCUUUCGCCAGCAUUUGCUUAAGUAGAACAAAACACAGUUAUAGGUUACGGAAAAAUGUGCCGUCUAAAGCUGAAUUAAAGGCAAUAGCUAGUAGAAAACAGAUGGAACUUCGGGUCUUCUUACAAGAUGGUCAUCAGUUGGUGUUCGGCUUCUUUUCCGAUGAAACAGUUGAUCAACUAAUAAGAAAGAUAACUAGUCGGACUGGAAUGAGACCGGAUGCUGAAGGGCUUGGUCUAUAUGCCAGCAUAGAGAGUAAUGGUUCAAGAGAGGAAAAAUACUUAUUGCCCAGCGAAAUAAUGGCCGAUAUGAUGUGCGAAUUUGAAGGUUGGAUGAAAACUAUACGAUCAUCUAGCGUCAGAUUAUCUUUGAAGAAGCGUAUUUUUAUUGAACCUUAUGCUAAUUUGGACGACCCAGUCGAAAUAGACAUGUUAUACCAUCAAUCGGUUACUGACGUUUUUGAAAAAAAAAUUCCAUUAACCCAGGAAGAUGCGAUAAGACUCUGCGCGCUACGAGCCCAAACGGAAUGCGGCGAUUAUCAACAUUUCUCAACCGGUUCUUAUAAUUCCGUUACUCGUAUUCUUCCUCGACCCAUCAGAGAUUUAAUAGAUGCUCAGGAUAUUGCUAAAUUGCAUAUGGAACUUGUUGGUUUAGGACCACAACAAGCGAACGAAGCAUUUCUAAGAGUUUUACAAGACUGGCCGCUAUACGGAGCGAAAUUAUUCGGAGUAAAGCAAACAACUUUAGAAGAUAUUCCAAAGAAACUCUGGUUUGGAGUUGGCCAGAUAGGUGUCCAUUUAAUGGAGCAAGAGGGUCAGGUAUUACAGAAGAAUUAAUUAUUCUUACAUCCUUUAGAUCUUAAAUACAUUACACGAUUGUAACGUCUUUUCAUAGAAAAUCUAUGCUACCUAUCCGUAUAAAUUUAUCCUGGCAAUAAAUUCAACAGAAAAAGAUGAAAUCACCUUCUCAGUCACAGUUGGUAGCAAAACGAAAUUAAUACUAAUUAUCACAACAGAAAAGGACGAAAUACUGCAAAUGAUUUCAAGUUAUAAGGAAACCUUAUUAACUAGAAAAUCAAGGUAGAAAGACAUCGUUAUUUUCCUUCUCUUUUUUUAUAUCAACAAUUUUUUUGCACUAAAAUAAUUUAUGCAAUGCACUUGAAUAAAUUGAUGAAGAUGAUUUU
This is a messenger RNA of Dimorphilus gyrociliatus, 3989 nucleotides long. Lineage: Eukaryota; Metazoa; Annelida; Polychaeta; Dinophilidae. The record is from the annotation of a GenBank genome assembly.